Molecule: messenger RNA, 1737 nt
Organism: Indicator indicator
Lineage: Eukaryota; Metazoa; Chordata; Aves; Piciformes; Indicatoridae
Gene: TOGARAM2
Product: TOG array regulator of axonemal microtubules 2
Exons: 11
Coding region: 1-1737 (578 amino acids)
Biological process (GO): microtubule cytoskeleton organization
Cellular component (GO): cilium; cytoplasmic microtubule
Molecular function (GO): microtubule binding
Source: RefSeq, a predicted model, not a curated record
AUGAGUUCUGGUCUCCUGCGCUGGUGUGCGGACAGCCGGCUCACACCAACCUCUGUUCCCACCACCUGCGUCAUCUUCAAGCCGCUCUUCUGUGUGAAACUCUUUGGGUAUGGCAGCUCAAAGAAGCUGCCACUCAUUGGUCAGUGCAUACUGGAAGAAGAUGAGGCAGAGGAUGGGGACAUCCAGGAAGCCAGACCCUUCCCUUGUCCCCAGCGGGAGCUGCUCAAUGUGUUCACAUGGCUCAGCAGUGAUGAAUGGGAUAAUAAGACAAAGGCACUCCUCAACAUCAGAUGUCUGGCUGCCUGCCACUCAGAAAUCCUUCUUUCUAGACUUGAUGAUGUUUCCUUGGCAGUUACCAGAGAGGUGAACAACCUGCGUUCAAAGGUGUCUCGCUCUGCAAUCAGCACUCUUGGAGUGCUCUUCAAGACCAUGAAGCAGCACAUGGACCGCGAAGUGGAUGAGAUUACUCGAGUCUUGCUCCACAAGAUGGGAGAGUCCAACAAGUUCAUUCAGAAAGCAGCCAGUCGCUCCCUGGAGAUCAUGGUGGCAAAUGUGACUCCUGCACGAGCAGUGGCUGCUCUCAUGACCUCUGGAACCCAGCACCGCAAUGUCCUGGUGCGGAGGUUUGCAGCUGAACAUCUGCUGCCUGCCAUGGAGCGAAUUGGAGCUGGGAAGCUCCUGUCUGGAAGCUGUGAAAGUAUUAACCUGCUGGUGCACACUCUGGUGAAGCUUGCUCAGGACAAUCAUCAGGACACAAGGUAUUAUGGACGGAAGAUGCUGAGUAUCUUGAUGACUCAUCCAAACUUUACUAGAUGCUUGAAAUAUUCUGUCCCUCCAUGUGACUUGAAAGAUAUUAUGGAAAGAAUUAAGCAGCAAGGGGUAGAAGAAAAGAAAUGUGAACUUCCACCUAUCAAAGAAGACAAAAAGCCUACUAACAGCAACUUGAGGAUACUCAAGGACAACUCACCUUCUGAUAGAGGUUUGUGGUUUGGCUCUCAAGUCCGUGUUGCACCCUGUAAGAGAAUCCCUUCCACAUUACCUCAGGCUGUGGAAGAAACUCAUAAGCUUGAAGAGCUUUACAAGCUCCUGGCAGAGAAAGAGUUUCAGGCACGCAUCCAUGCAGUGAUGCUCCUCCUAGAUCACUGCAGAAACAUUCCUGAGCCCAUCUGCAAUAACAUUGUCCAAGUUUUUGAUGCCUUUGUCCCAAGACUUCAGGACUGGAACAAGAAAGUGAAACAGAAGGCACUGGAGGUGUUGGCUUUGAUGAUACCACUGCUCAGAGAUGCCUUACAGCCAGUGCUGUUCCUUGUGGUAUCAGCAGUCACUGACAACCUGAACUCAAAGCACGCAGGGAUUUAUGCUGCAGCUAUGAAAGGGCUGGAAGAAUCCAUUGCUCACUUAGAUAACACCUUGCUGCUGCACUGCCUUGCCCUCCGAGUGCAUUACCUCAGUGGCCAAGCUCUGCUUGAUGUCACAGAACACCUCUCAGGGCUUGUGACAUCUCUGUAUCCUCGAAAACCCCAAGCAGUCAAGUGCUAUGCCCUGCCUGUGCUCUGGUUCUUCCUGGGAAAGAGUGCCCUGCCUGUUCGAGGUGACAAGAUCAAGGCUGUGGUCACCAAGCUCGCACAGAGCCUCUACCAAGAGAUGGGCUCUAGCCUCAGGGAGUCUGCUGCUAAGCAGCCUCCACAUGUGAUCAAAAACCUCUGGAAGAUUUUGGACCUGGUGAAGAAACACUGA